AGAGAGAGAGAGAGAGAGAGAGAGAGAGAGAGAGAGAGAGAGAGAGAGAACGGCCGCUGGACUCCAUUAACGUGAAACACUCCAGGAGCUCGUCGCUGGACUUUGGUGAUUUUCCUCUUUUUCGGGACUGUUCCUCAUGAUAGGAUUAAAUACGCGGUCGAAGGAAAGAAAACGCGCAGACUGUUGAAGUUCUGGGAAGUGAAGUGGUGUUUUGUGGAUUUGUUUCGGCGUAUUUGUGAAGGAUGGCGUUGGACGGGAUCCGGAUGCCAGACGGCUGCUACGCAGACGGGACCUGGGAACUGAAGAUGAACGUGACGGACCUCAACAGGGACGUGUCCCUCAGAGUCACCGGGGAGAUCCACAUCGGCGGGGUGAUGCUCAAACUCGUGGAGAAACUCGACGUGAAGAAGGACUGGUCAGAUCACGCCCUGUGGUGGGAGAAGAAGAAGACCUGGCUGCUGAAGACCCAUUGGACGCUGGAUAAAUACGGCAUUCAGGCCGACGCCAGGCUUCUCUUCACCCCACAACACAAGCUUCUGCGACUUCAGCUUCCCAACAUGAAGCACAUGAGGGUGAAAGUCAACUUCUCUGACCGUGUCUUCAAGGCCGUGUCCGACAUCUGCAAAACCUUCAACAUCCGGCACCCCGAGGAGCUGUCCUUACUGCGCAAACCCCGCGACCCCAAGAAGAAGAAGAAGAAGCUGGAGGAGGCGGAGGAGGAGGCGCUGGAGCUGGAGGGACCUCUGCUCACCCCAGGAUCAGCCUCUGAGAUACUAUACAUUGGACCGGUAAAAGGGAGCAUCUAUUCUAGUCCCGGACUUUACAGCAAGACCAUGACGCCCACCUAUGACUCUCGGGACGGCAGCCCUCUGUCCCCCACCACGGCCUGGUUUGGAGACAGCCCCCUGUCCGAAGGCAAUCCCAGCAUCCUCGCUGUCAGCCAGCCCAUCACCUCACCAGACAUUCUGAUCAAGAUGUACAAACCACAGUCCCUCCUGGACAAGGCCAAGAUCAACCAGGGGUGGCUGGACUCCUCCAGAUCACUGAUGGAACAAGAUGUGAAGGAGAAUGAGGUUCUUCUGCUCCGGUUCAAGUAUCACAGCUUCUUUGACCUCAACCCAAAGUAUGACGCCAUCAGGGUGAACCAGCUCUACGAACAGGCCAAGUGGGCCAUCUUACUGGAGGAAAUCGAGUGCACCGAGGAAGAGAUGAUGAUGUUCGCCGCGCUCCAGUACCACAUCAACAAGCUGUCCAUCAUGUCCUCAGACAAUCACAUGAACAACAGUGAGAAGGAGGUGGACGAGGUUGAUGCCGCUCUCUCGGACCUGGAGAUCACCUUAGAGGGAGGAAAGACGUCCAACACGCUGGGUGACAUCACAUCCAUUCCUGAACUGGCCGACCAUGUAAAAGUCUUCAAACCAAAGAAACUCACUCUGAAAGGAUACAAGCAGUACUGGUGCACGUUCAAGGACAUCACCAUCUCCUGCUAUAAGAGCCGCGAGGAGGCGCACGGCACGCCAGCGCUCCAGAUGAACCUGAGAGGCUGCGAAGUCACACCAGAUGUGAACAUCUCUGCUCAGAAAUUCAACAUCAAGUUGCUAAUUCCUGUAGCAGAUGGUAUGAAUGAGAUCUGGCUGCGGUGUGACAUUGAGAAGCAGUACGCUCAGUGGAUGGCAGCGUGUCGUUUGGCCUCUAAGGGGAAGACGAUGGCUGAUAGUUCCUACAACCUGGAGGUCCAGAACAUCCUGUCCUUCCUGAAGAUGCAGCACAUGAAUCCUGAUCCUCAGAUCAUAGAGCCCAUCACCACCGACAUCAACCCUGAGUGUCUGGUGUCUCCACGAUACCUGAAGAAAUACAAGAACAAGCAGCCUGGCUUUGUCAGGGACUUGAUUUCCGCCCGUAUUCUGGAAGCUCAUCAGAAUGUGGCCCAGAUGAGCCUCAUUGAGGCCAAGAUGCGCUUCAUACAGGCAUGGCAGUCCUUGCCAGAGUUUGGAAUGACCCAUUUUCUUGCCAAGUUUCAGGGUGGCAAGAAAGAUGAGCUGAUUGGCAUCACCUACAACAGACUGAUCCGUAUGGACGCCAGCACAGGAGACGCCAUCAAGACCUGGCGCUUCAGCAACAUGAAACAGUGGAACGUCAACUGGGAGAUUAAGAUGGUGACGGUGGAGUUUGCGGACGAGCCCAGCCUGGCCUUCAUCUGUGCCGAGGUGGACUGUAAAGUGGUGCACGAGUUCAUCGGCGGAUACAUCUUCCUGUCCACGCGUGCCAAAGACCAGAACGAGUCUCUGGACGAGGAGAUGUUCUACAAGCUGACCAGCGGCUGGGUCUGAGAGUCAUCGAAAACUGAAACUUUCCUUUUUUAUCAUUUCCGUUUAAAACACUAGCAGAAGCGCCGAGUCCGUGGAGAACCCGCUGCUUCCCCGUCGAGAUGAAGCAUUAACAUAGCCAUGACCCUUCACCCCUGAGUAGAAAUAGGCCCAUUAUUUAUUUGUCACUAAUUUGCGUUGCGUCUCUCCGGGUAAUUGUUGAAUGUUGAUGAUAGUUGUGUCACAUUAAUGUGAUGUUAUGGAGACGCUAGAGAAGGAUCCGCUACGCUAGCUUUAACGUCGCUGCUUCUGAACGCUCCGCUUCUAGCGUGAGGUGAGCGUCUCUGCAUCCAUAAGCUGAAGUUUGAACAAUGAUAUUUUUUUACACUACAAAGAAGGAGAGUCGGCCAUUUUCUGUAGCAAUCAUAGGACAACAUUAUGAAUCUGCUUUUGAAGCUCGUUGAUUUCCCACUGUUGGAAAUUUCUUUUUAUUAUUAUUAUUAUUUUCCUGUUAUUUUAUUCAUCACUCUUUAUUGUGAACCAGUAUAGUAUUAUUCAAAAGUAUUUCUUUAAUACCCACCAGCGAUAGGUCACAAACCAUGCGUUUUUUUUUUUUAUUAUUUCUUUCCAAAAUGAAGGAUUGUUAAAUGAAGUAUUAGAUUUGUUUUGUAUCUAAUGUAUAAAAAAACACAGGUUUUAAAAAAGAAAUUGUACAGUUAUUUUUUUGCUGCUUUUUUCUGUCAUUUUUUGGAAGUGUAUAUUUUCCAGAAGAGAGGGAAAAAAAGCCAUUUUUUUUUUUGACAUCUGAGGAUUGGUGGUGCCUGUCGAUAUCAAGGACUCUUAGAAACAUAUAUAGAAGUGCGUAUGAAGAAGAUGAGUAAGAUCAUGUAGAUGAAGCCAUUCGUUACGCCUCCGGUGCUGCCUUAACUGAUCAUAUCCACACUCGUUUAUUCUGCCUUCCUCAACACUACACAGUAAUGAAGGCCGGCAGAAGCGCUAUCACUUCCUGUCAGUAUUUUCUCCUAAUGUUUCCCGUAUGAAGGAGGUUUCACAGCCAGAAUGAAGGUUAUUAUUAAUGUUUUGUGUUUAUUUGGUUUUGUUUUCUCAGAUGCCAGCAGUGUGUUGCAUGGCCUGCUGUUUUAAGAUUGUAAAAAUGCCAUUUACCUGACAAAUAAAUAAAUAAAAUCAUUUUUAUUUAAAAUCUUA
Pimephales promelas (fathead minnow) is the source of this 3512-nucleotide messenger RNA. RefSeq names its product FERM domain containing kindlin 2 (gene fermt2). Lineage: Eukaryota; Metazoa; Chordata; Actinopteri; Cypriniformes; Leuciscidae. The record is from RefSeq and is a predicted model, not a curated record. Gene Ontology annotation, cellular component: focal adhesion. Gene Ontology annotation, molecular function: integrin binding. Gene Ontology annotation, biological process: cell-matrix adhesion; integrin-mediated signaling pathway.